This is a messenger RNA of Chlamydomonas reinhardtii, 2464 nucleotides long. RefSeq lists its product as uncharacterized. Lineage: Eukaryota; Viridiplantae; Chlorophyta; Chlorophyceae; Chlamydomonadales; Chlamydomonadaceae. The transcript is spliced from 6 exons. Bases 256 to 1938 code for a protein of 560 amino acids. The record is from RefSeq and is a predicted model, not a curated record.
GUACAUGGCACACGAUAACACUUGCGGCGUGCGCUCCUUGCGGCCGUGCGCAUCUUUGCUAUGCAGAAAGCAAGUGGUUAAUCCUUAAAAGUCACUGCGUUGUACCUGAAGCGAAGUGCGGAAGCCGAGCCGGGGGUUCCUCCGGCUCGGCUGGUGAACCGGCGCCGGCCCCUUCACCGGCGCGCGAGCAUGGCUCGCUCAGGACGCGUGCGCAAUGCGCAGCUAGCAUCACACUUAUUGCUGGCUACGCUCUGCAUGGGUCUGCGUGCGCUGCCUGUGGGCAUGGCGCAGCCGGCGGAGGUGGAGGCAGCGCUGGUGGGCUCAGAUUGCCCCGACCGCCUGCCCACCUGCACCACAACAGUGGCCGCCCCUCGCAACAUGUUCUGCCUUCGCUUCUCACGGGACAACAAUAUCACUGUCAAUCUGCUCAAGCAGUACAAUCCCGGGAUAGACUGCAGCUUGCGCAUUCCCGAGGGGUGCGACAUUUGCACUUCAGCAACGUUGCCGCCACCUCAGCCGCCGGCAGACCCGGCCCAGCCACCAGGCGAGCCGCCGUUGCAACCGCCACCGCCGCGGCGGCCACGGCGGCCAGCCUGGCCCAGUAACCCCAGCCACCCGCCACCGUCUCCGCCGAGCGUCCCGGCGUUGCCGCCGCGGCCGGUGCGUGCGCGCGCGAGCCCGGCGCCGCCGCGGCCACCGCCCUCUCCUCCGCGGUCGCCAUCGCCGCCGCCGUCCAGCCCGGACCGGCUCGCCAAGUCGCCGCCACCGUCACCGAAUCAAUCACCGCCACCGUCACCGAAUCAGUCGCCGCCACCGUCACCGAAUCAGUCGCCGCCACCAGGGCCGCCGCCUCCAUCGCCGCGGCCUCCACCCCUGCGGCGGCCACCGCCGCCGCCACCGCGGUCACCACCGCCACCGACGCGGCGGCCACCGCCUCCGCACCUGCCUUCCCCGCCUCCGCCUCCGCCCCCACCGCCGCCUCCGCCUCCGCCGUCGCCGCCCCCACCUCCAGCCCGGAGAUCGCUGCCACCACGUCCACCACGCCCGGCGCACAGCCCUCGUGUGUUCAGCCCUCCCCCGCCGCCCUCCCCAUCCCCUCCACCACCCCCGCCGCCUCCUCCUCCGCCGCCGCCGCCCGUGCCGCUCCCGCCCUCCCCACGGAAACGGCCCCCGCCUCCCAAGCGCUCGCCUCCUCCUUCCCCUCCUCCUCCCGAGGAAUCCCCAUCUCCUCCUCCACCUCCUUUCCGGCCGCCCCCGCGUUCCCCACGCCCGCCGCGCCCGCCGCCGCCACCCAUGAUCGUAACGCCGCGUGUGUCGCCACCGCCGCCGGCCCGACUGCCGCCGCCACCACCGCCGCCGCCCCUGCUGGACGCGUCUAAUGACCCCGCUGAUCCGUCAAGUCCCUGGUUCCUGGACGCGGGGGUGACGCUCGCGCGCCACAACCUGUACCGCACCAAGCACCAGGCCCAGCCGCUGGCAUGGAGCACCCGGCUGCAGAAGGAGGCGCAGGACUGGGCCGACAACUGCUGGUUCGAGCACUCGCAGACGUCCUACGGCGAGAACCUGGCGCUGGGACAUCCCUCCAUUGAGGCAGCCAUUGACGGCUGGUACUCGGAGGUGGACAAGUACGACUUCUCAAACCCUGGGUUCAGCAGCGGCACAGGCCAGUUCACCCAGCUCGUGUGGCAGCGCACCUACAUGGUCGGGUGCGCCAUCGGCGUGUGCCCCGACGGCGUCAGCUACGCUGGCGGGCGCUGGCAGGGCCGCGUGUAUGUAUGCAUGUACUGGCUACCAGGAAACUACCCGGGUCAAUUUGCUGCCAACGUGCUGCCGGCGCUGGAAGACGCAUCCGGUCGGCGGCGGCAGCAGCGCCGCCGCGCACAGCAGGGGAUAAUGCAGCUACAGCUGCAUCAGCACACCUCGGACGACGAGCUUUAGUGCAGGCAUGCCGUGGCUCGGCAAGUCACGAGACAGAGCAUGCUUUAUCAAGGUAGGCAGCUGCAGCGGCUCGGACUGAUUUGAAGUGGGGGUGGCACGUGGAGGGAUCGACGGGCCCUGCUGAGGUUGCGGUGGAGGUCACUAGCAACUGCGCUCAGCUAGCGCAUGGCUGUAGAGGCUCGCGACAAUAAAGCGUGCCGGCUGUCCUUUCUGGAAGCUGGGCGGCCAAGCUUGCUAAGGACUUCCAAGCGGGGUGAGAAGGGACAAGCAGGGGCACUCCAGCUGUGAGCAGGCCCUGAGUAGGACGGACGUGGCUGGACGUGGAACCGUUAAGCUGGGAAUGGCAGGUUUUUAGGUGACAGCAGUGUACGUGCGGAUAGCUGCAUUUGCGCGUUGCUCGGAUGGCGUGGAUAUGUGUUGCAGCAAGGAUAAAGGUUUCCGGCACGGGCGUUACGUAUACCGUUGUCGAAGGCGGCCUAACUUCGCUGCCGCCGUGAAACGUCGCUUCUUGUAAGCUACGCCCAUG